Molecule: messenger RNA, 4557 nt
Organism: Rhincodon typus (whale shark)
Lineage: Eukaryota; Metazoa; Chordata; Chondrichthyes; Orectolobiformes; Rhincodontidae
Product: dedicator of cytokinesis protein 9-like
Exons: 33
Coding region: 271-3864 (1197 amino acids)
Biological process (GO): positive regulation of GTPase activity; small GTPase-mediated signal transduction
Molecular function (GO): guanyl-nucleotide exchange factor activity
Source: RefSeq, a predicted model, not a curated record
CUGCUCUGCUACAGGAGGGUAGAUUACACAAGUAAUACCGGGAGAGAUUUUUUUUUGUCCUUUCUUGUAAGAAUAAAGCAUUUCCAGUUCCUACUGCCUGAUACAGCACCUCCUGGAAGCCGAAGAGAAGGGGCUGCAGAGCAGAAGCAGGAAUAUUAACGAGAAGGAGCAGGAAUUGGGUCGAGGAGGAUGUGAGCCUUGCCGGAGGUGUUCAGGAAGCUGCGAGGAGAAGGUGGAAAGUCUGGAGGCCGAGCCUGACCCUCAGGGGUUAUGUUGAGAGAGUCCAUGGCCCAGGAAACACGGAGGUUCACCAGGGCUCUGAGCAAACCUGGUACCGCAGCUGAGCUCCGGCAGAGUGUCUCCGAGGUGGUCCGGACCUCGGUCUUUGUGGCAAAACCAAAGGACAUUGAACCUAUAGACUACGAGAAUGUCUUGUUACAGAAGAAAGCACAAAUUAUCAGUGAUCCUUUGCGGGACAUGCUGCUUUUCCCUAAUGAAGAUUUUCAGAUUGUGACAAUGAAACGUCAUGGCAGAACACUCUUCUCCACAGUGCCUGAAAAUGCGAGGAAAGAAGCUCACAGUUUGCUGGUCACAGAAUGCAUUAAGACCUACAACUCUGAUUGGCAUCUCGUUCAGUACAAGUAUGAAGACUACUCAGGAGAUUUCAGGCAACUGCCAAACAAAGCACCAAGACCAGAAAAGCUUCCCGUUCAUGUUUUUGAAGUUGAUGAAGACGUUGACAAAGAUGAGAGCACAAGAGAUAUAGAAACUAAGAAGAAUGAAGGGAGAUUAAAACUUUUUGUUUUGGAUGCAGAUACACAGAAACUCGACUUCUCGAAUAUUGAACCAGAUGUGAAGCCAUUCGAGGAGAAAUUUGGAAAGCGGUUUCUGGUGAAAUGCAAUGAUUUGUCCUUCAAUUUGCAAAGCUGUGUGGCUGAAAAUGAAGAGGGACCUACGACCAAUGUGGAGCCUUUCUUUGUCACCCUGGCACUAUUUGAUAUCAAAAAUAGUCGAAAGAUCUCGGCUGACUUCCACGUUGAUCUAAAUCACGCAUCAGUUCGACACAUGUUUUCAAACUCGACAUCCAUUAUGAAUGGCGGGGAUACUUUAACCACCUCGCAGAAGUACAUCAAUGGCAUUCCUGAGAGUCUGUUACAGUAUCCCAAACAGGGAAUUUUUUCUGUCACAUGCCCUCAUCAAGACAUAUUUCUCGUUGCUCGUGUGGAGAAGGUUCUGCAGGGAGGUAUCACUCAGUGUGCAGAGCCCUACAUGAAGAGUUCUGAUUCAACCAAGGUUGCACAGAAAGUAUUGAAGAACGCCAAGCAAGCCUGUGCGAGACUUGGACAGUACAGAAUGCCUUUUGCCUGGGCUGCAAGGCCCAUCUUCAAAGAUAAUCAAGGAACUCUUGACAAGACUGCUCGCUUCUCAGCCCUUUACAGACAAGAUAGCAAUAAGCUCUCCAAUGAAGACUUGCUAAAAUUGUUGUUGGACUUCAGGAAACCAGAAAAGAUGUCUAAACUUCCUGUUAUUUUGGGGAACUUAGAUAUCAACAUCGACAAUGUGGCUUCAGAUUUUCUGACUUGUGUUAACACCUCGUACAUCCCGGUGAAACAUUUUGAAAAUGGUUCCAAGGUCACAGUUACUCAUGAAGUGGAAGAAUUUGUUCCAUGUAUAGCAAAGCUUUCCCAACCCUUCACAACCUAUAACAAUCAUUUGUAUAUUUAUCCAAAGCAUCUGAAGUAUGACAGUCAAAAAUCAUUUGCAAAAGCAAGAAAUAUUGCAGUCCGCAUCGAGUUCAGGGACAGUGAUGAGGAAGACUCUCAGCCUCUGAAGUGUAUCUAUGGGAGACCUGGGGGUCCUGUGUUUACAAAAUAUGCUUUCACAGUAGUGUUACAUCACCAUCAAAAUCCAGAGUUCUACGAUGAGAUUAAGGUGGAGCUGCCAACCCAGCUACAUGAGAAGCAUCACUUGUUGUUCACAUUCUACCACGUCAGUUGUGACAAUUCGAGCAAAAGCACCACCAAGAAACGGGAAACCAUUGAAUCACAAGUUGGCUACGCCUGGCUACCAUUACUGAAAGAUGGUCGAGUUGUAACCAAUGAGAAUCAGAUACCUGUUUCAGCGAAUCUUCCUUUGGGUUAUCUCGGUUACCAGGAACUGGGAAUGGGGAAGCACUCGGGCCCUGAAAUCAAGUGGGUCGAUGGAGCCAAGCAUAUUUUCAAAGUCUCGACGCAUCUUGUGUCUACAGUCUACACUCAGGACCAACACUUGAACAAUUUCUUCCAGUAUUGUCAAAAAUGUGACUCUGGAGCUCAGGCCUCAGGGACGGAACUCGUCAAAUUCCUCAAGAGCUUGCAUGCAAUGGAAGGCCAUGUGAUGAUCAAUUUCCUACCCACAAUCCUGAACCAGUUGUUUCGUGUGCUUGCAAGGGCCACACAAGAGGAUGUUGCAGUUAAUGUUACAAGAGUUCUUGUACACAUUGUCUCGCAGUGUCACGAAGGAUUGGAGUACUACCUGCGAUCCUACAUCAAGUUUGUCUUCAAAACAGAACCCUGCAACUCCUCCAAAUGCAAGACAGUACAUGAGGAGUUAACUAAAUCCAUGACUGUUCUGCUGAAAACAACGGCCGACUUUCUGACCUGUAACAAACUGCUCAAGUAUUCUUGGUUUUUUCUGGAGGCACUGAUCAAAUCAAUGGCCCAACAUCUUACAGAAACCAGCAAACUGAAGUUAUUCCGGAAUCAGCGUUUCCCAGCUUCUUACCAGCACACUGUGGAAACCCUUGUCAAUCUGUUAAUGCCACACAUCACUCAGAAAUACAAAGAUAAGCCAGAGGAGGCUCGGAAUGCAAAUCACAGCCUUGCUGUCUUCAUUAAGAGAUGCUUCUCAUUGAUGGACAGAGGAUUUGUCUUCAAACAAAUCAACAAUUACAUGAAGUGGUUCAGUCCAGGAAUCCCUAAGACAUUGUUUGAACUGAAGUUUGAAUUUCUGCGAGUUAUCUGCAACCAUGAACAUUACAUACCGUUAAACCUGCCAAUGCCAUUUGGAAAAGGCAGAGUUCCAAGAUAUCAAGACUUGCAGCUGGAUUUUACACUGACGGAUGACUUCUGCAAGAACCAUUUCUUGGUGGGGUUGUUACUAAGGGAGGUUGGCAGUGCAUUGCAGGAGUACAGAGAUGUACGUCAGAUUGCAAUCAGCGUACUGAAGAGCUUGAUGAUUAAACACACCUUCGAUGAUCGCUACUUAGCUAAGAGUCAGCAGGCCAGAAUCGCCACUUUGUACUUACCUCUCUUUGGCCUUCUGCUUGAAAAUGUACAGCGGAUCAAUGUGAAGGAUUGCUCUCCAUUUCCCAUCAACCAGUCCAGCAAUAGUGGAAAAGAGGAGUCUUCAUUCAGUUUACAAGCAGGAAGUACCAUGCUGACUCCACAGAGACCAGGAAACACGCUAGAUAACAGUGUCCACAAGGAAGUGUUUGGUGUUAUAUCGGGCACAGCUUCUCCUCAUGGAUCGUCCACUCCGACUAUCAGUGUAGUGAAGCAUGCGGACUCCAGAGGCUCUUUGAUCAGCACUGACUCAGCCACGAGUCUACCAGAACGCAACACUGAAAAGCGUAACUCCCUCGAUAAGAAUCAUAGCUGUGUCGGGGGCUCUCUGAUACGAUGUGACAAACUGGAACAGACAGAAAUACGCAGUCUCCUCAUGUGUUUCCUACAUGUGCUAAAAAGCAUGUCUGAUGAUGCAUUGAUUACUUAUUGGAACAAGGCUUCUACCGCUGAAUUGAUGGACUUCUUUACAAUCCUAGAAGUGUGUCUUCAUCAAUUCAGAUAUAUGGGGAAGCGAUACAUAGCAAGGUACUGUUACUGAUUCUACUCAUUGUCCUGAAAUGUCAGCCAGCACUUCCAUAAUUUCUUAAGUUUUGAAAAAGAGAAAGAAUUUGCAUUUCUGUGUCACCUUUCACAACCUCGGCAACUGAGCCCCAAAGUGCUUUACUGUAACAAAGUACUUUUGAGGUGUGGUCCCUGUUGGAAUGAGGUAGGUACAGGAGCCAAUUUACUCCUACAACCAGCGCUUGAUGAUUCAAGCAUAAAGCUGGCCUUCACAGUCUUUGUCAUUGGUUUUUAAUUUGUUUUGCGCAAAAACAUACCCACCCACAAACUAAGCUGCAUCGCAGAUCAAAGCGAUGAGUUUGACAAGUUUCUACCAACUGACCCCUGUUCGACAGGCUUGUUCAAUUUGUACAAGAACAGAAAAUGCUGGAGAAACUCAGCAGCUCUGGCAGCAUCAGUGAAGAAAAAGCGGAAUUGAUGUCUCUGGUCCAGUGACCUUUCUCCAGAGCAAAGUGCUCAAGUUUCCAUUUAUGGCAAAUUCUACAGCCCAGUAAACCUUUCACUGGUUCCCUACCUAUCCCAACAUGUACAUUUACAAACUGAAGUGAGAUCAGUGAAUUAUUUUUAUAAGACACUUCUUUAUUUUUAGUUUUGAGGACUAACUCCUUUUUCUGACAGCUUAUGUAAUUUAAAAAUUGUGAAGCUUUAUUUCAGAUGGACCAGUAGACAA